Bactrocera latifrons is the source of this 1798-nucleotide messenger RNA. It is a transcript of the gene Cyp12c1, whose product is annotated as probable cytochrome P450 12c1, mitochondrial. The transcript is spliced from 6 exons. Gene Ontology annotation, molecular function: monooxygenase activity; iron ion binding; heme binding. The record is from RefSeq and is a predicted model, not a curated record. Bases 110 to 1744 code for a protein of 544 amino acids. Lineage: Eukaryota; Metazoa; Arthropoda; Insecta; Diptera; Tephritidae.
UGCCGUGAGUCAAGCGCAAAGCUUCCAACUUUAUUCUGAAAGUGCGAAAUAUUUACAUUUCGACCGAGUUUGUAUGCAAAUCUGAGUUUUCGUGAAAAUCGUUUUCAGAAUGUCAGCAAUUUUGAAUGUUCGUUGUGCCGGCACGACUAUUACGCGUUUGUUUAUACACAAUGAAAAGCAACAACAGUUGCAAAAAUGCCAAGUCGCAUUUCAAUCGACAGUCAGCAAUGUCAAGGUGUUUGAAGGUCUUGACAACAAACCAGCGGACGUGGAGUGGCAACAGGCUCUACCUUAUAAAUCUAUGCCGAGACUGACCAGAUAUCAAAUGCUACGUGGCUUCUUGAAAGGAGGUGAAUUUGCCGAUCUUUCGUUAAAUGAUUUCGUUUUUAAAUGUCGUGAACGGCUCGGUGACAUUUACCGUUUGCCUGGUGUGAUUGGACAGCCUGAUUCUGUUGUACUCUUCAAUGUCGACGAUUUUGAAAAAGUCUAUCGUACGGAAGGUAUUUGGCCAAGCCGUCCUGGUACUGACGCGGUGAGAUACUAUCGAGAAAACCGCAAGGACGGAUUCUUCAAGGAAACUAUGGGUUUGAAUGAUAACGGUGAAAAAUGGGCACAGUUCCGCCAUGUAGUAAAUCCCGUUUUGAUGCAGCCUAAAAAUGCCAAACUCUAUUUGGAGCCGCUACAGAAAGUGAAUUUAGAGUUUAUAGAAAGAAUACGUGAAAUACGCGAUCCCCAUACACUGGAAGUACCCAACAACUUCUUUGAGGACAUCAACCAUCUCGCUUUUGAUUMUGUUGGAGUAGUUGCUGUAGAUCAUGAUUUCGGUUUGAUUCGUAGGAAUCCCGACUUGGAAGAAGUCAGAGUACUUUGUGAGCACAUGAGCGCAUUUCUAAAGUCCAUUUAUGACUUGGGCAUUAAGCCAUCAUUCUAUAAAUACAUUACCACACCGUCAUACAGGCGCUUCGCUAAAUCAAUGGAUCUAAUGUUCGAUAUAACGAAUCACUAUGUAAAUGAAGCGUUGGUACGUCUGGAAGAAAACCACUCAAAGGAUGGUGAAGAACGCAGUGUUCUAGAAAAACUACUGAAAAUCAAUCGCAAGACAGCUAUAGUAAUGGCAAUGGAUAUGCUGAUGGCUGGUGUGGAUGGGACAUCCAGUGCAAUCACUGCCAUACUACUCUGCAUCGCUAAGAACCCCGAAAAGCAACAGAAGCUACGUGAAGAGCUAAUUGCCGUGCUGCCACACCGCAAUGACCAGUUCACUAUUGAAACUAUGAAACAAUUGCCGUACUUACGCGCCUGCAUCAAGGAAGCGUUACGUUUCUACCCUCUCGCUUUCGGUAAUGCGCGCGAAGUCGGUGCCGACCUUGUACUGAGUGGUUAUCAGGUGCCUAAGGGCACCGGUGCUUUGCUUAGCACAAAUAUGCUGGCCAAUGAAGAGCUAUUCUAUCCACGGCCCCGUGAGUUCAUACCGGAGCGUUGGCUACGAAAGCAGGAUACAACGCUAACCGAUGGACAGCGCCUAGUUGCUGAGAAUGUGAAUAAAUUUAUCAAUUUGCCUUUCGGUUUUGGACCGCGUAGUUGCGUCGGCAGGCGCAUUGUUGAAAUAGAAAUGGAAUUAACGCUGGCAAAUUUAGUGCGCAAUUUCAAUAUCGAGUACAAUCAUUCGGUAGAAAAACCGUUCAGUUAUCACUUAAUUAGUACUCCCGCCAUUCCGCUAACGUUUAAGUUUUCAGAUUUGAAGUAAGAAUGGAACAUUUAUUUUUAAAUAAAAACCUGAGAUGUGAUAUGUUAUAUGAAA